AUGCAGAAUACGCAGACGGCGCUAAGACGACAAGGAGUAAAUGUGUCGACUGCGCUUCCGAUGCACCUACUGGGUUUUAGCAAGGGUGGCAUCGUGUUAAAUCAACUCGUAACCGAGCUGGUGCGGUACUCGUUUAAUAAGAAACGCUCCAACAGUGGUCAAGUUCGGCAGGGCUCUGUGUUUGCGAGCACCCGACAGUUCUUCGCCGCGAUCAACUCGAUUCAUUGGUUAGACACUGGCAAUGGCUCCCUAGAAGGAGCAAUGCCAACGGAAGAGACAGCCUUGGCUGUGCUCUCGCGAUACGAGCAACUCAGAUUAUUCGUGCACGUGACACCGUAUCAGUACGAGUCGAGACUGCGGCCAUGGAUUAAAACCGAAGUAAACAGUUUUGUCACCAAGAUGAACCUCCUCGGCGCCGAUAUCCAGCUCAUUAUCUAUUACGAAGGCGACGAGGGCUCGUUAGUAUCCCAUUUUCAUAUUUUGCAAGAUUUUGAGGCCAGCCGAUCAUUCAGAUCCAAAGGUGAGGGAGUCGCGAACUCACCGGAACAUGCUGUUCAGCCGGUUCGGAUUCGGGCUUGCAAAAGAGAGGUCCAGAUGAGACCAUCAAAAGGGUGUUGGUAAACACAAAGAACGAGAUGCGACAAUUAAAGCUAUCCGGGAGUAGAGAACAUCAAAGACUGUUCAUGUGCUAAUGGAUCUGCGUUUACACAGUACAUCUCUAAGAACAAAAGUUAAACUAACUUUUUUUAAAAAG
Messenger RNA from Phytophthora infestans T30-4, 754 nucleotides. RefSeq lists its product as uncharacterized. Lineage: Eukaryota; Oomycota; Peronosporomycetes; Peronosporales; Peronosporaceae. The transcript has 5 exons. Gene Ontology annotation, cellular component: mitochondrion. Bases 1 to 621 code for a protein of 206 amino acids. The record is from RefSeq and is a predicted model, not a curated record.